AUGACUGUGCGACGAACGAGCGCCAACCAGCAACUGGCGGACGCUUUGGCGGACUCGUGGUCAAUCAAGGCGGAAGCGGCGGAAGAAACCGCGGGCGCGGGCACAGGCAGCGGAAGCGCGGCUGCGGCCGCGGCAUUGAGCACCCAGCGCGCGGAGGCGGAGCUGGCCAGCGCGGAGGUGUGGGCGGAAGGAUCUGGUGCGUUGCGCGGGGGUGUUGCUCCCGCUGAAAGCCCCAGCGGUGGAGAGAAGCGCGCGGUGUCGCAAGAGUUUGCGACAUUGGCGGCGCCAGCAGCGGCCGAUCCAACUGAUCUCCUUAACGUUCAUUGUGCAUCCGUGUCGCCCCACGUGUCAGGAGGACUCGUUGAUUACCAGCAGCAUCCCUCUGGACUCGCCUUAUUGACGGACCAAUUGGAGCCAGGAGAAAGAAGUGAGGUUAAUCCUGACCGUCGACUCGCGGAUCUGGAAGCGUAUCCUUUGGGUGACGUGGAAGUGGCCGCGACUUGCGGGCCGAAGGACACGUGGCAGAGCGGGAGCAAACGGCGAGCCGCGCUAAUGGAUCUAACGAAUGUGACUGUCCGUGAUGGUGACCGUAACGGUGGUGGGCGCGUGGGCGGUGCGGGAGAUCGUAUCGGAGGAGAGAAGGCGGGACGGAGGGAGACGAUCGCCCCCCCCUCGCCCCCCGCAUUCCGCGGGACAGCACCGGAGCCAGCGGCUCUGGAUGCUGCACUUGCUUGCGCACACCCGACAUUGGAAGCAGGCGCAGCAGAGGCAGCGGCAGGAGGAGCAGCAGUGCAGAGAGCAGCAUCACCAUCAUUACCACCACCACCAUCAGCAGCAACAGGCGGGUCGUCCCCCCGCCAUGUCUAUGUGUUUGGACAAAGCAUCGCCACUCUUCCCUCCUCUCGCCCCUCUCGCCCCGCCCCUGCUCCCUCCCACUUCCCCGCACCCAACCCUUCCACGCUCCCCCCUCCCCCCUCGUCGCCGUGCCCGCCUGCACCUCCCUCUGCGUCAACCGCCGUGCCUCCUGCUCCCCCCACUGCUGCUGCUGCUGCUGCUGGAGCAAGAACAGCAGCAGCAGCAGCAGCAGCAGCUGAAGCAGCGGGAGCAGCGGGCGUGGGCCUGUGGCAGUGGCGGGAGCAGUGCUUCCUGCUGGCCGCAGAGGAGGACGCGGAGGAGGAGCAUUCUCACAGCCCUCUCACUCUACACCCUGCCACGCGGGUUGGGAUGGGUCUGGGACACGGGGACAGUCAGUGUGUCGGUGGUAGGGGCGCAGAUGGGAAUGGGGAGGGGGGUGAGUGCAGGGAUGGGGGCGGAAGGGGGUUGGGAGCGGUUGAAAGGAGGGAUGGUGCAGGUGAUGUUGGUGCUGGGGUGGAAUUGUGGCGAGAGGAGGGGGGAUGUGCGAAGGAGAGUGAGUGUGCGAGGGAGAAUGAGGGUGGGAGAGAGAGUGAGGGCGGGAGAGAGAGUGAGGGUGGGAGAGAUAUUGAGCAUGGGAGAGAGAGUGAGGGAGGGAAAGAGAUUAAGCAUGGGAGAGAGAGUGAGGGAGGGAGAGAAAGUGAGUGCGGGGGAAGGAGCAAGCCUGUGAGAGAGAGCGAGUGUGGAGAAGAGAGAGAAUUAGAAGGAGGGAGUGAACGUUGGGAGGAGGGGGAGUGUGCGAAGCUCGAAUCAUCCCGCGAGAAAGAGCAUUUGGUGCUGCUGCAGAGACCAUCCGUGAUCCCCGAGAAAGGCGCGUGUGUGUGGAGCAGCGGUGCAAGAGAAGGAGACCAGCCAUCAUCCCCUCCUCAUGAUCUCCCUCCUUGCCCUGCUGCAGCACAGCACGCGGCAGAAGGCGAGGCCCUGCAGGAGCGAGUGGCGGAAGAGCGAGGGGAAGACGGGAAGUCUGGGAACGGACACAAGGGGAUGGAGGAGGAGGGCCAGGCGGAGGAAGGCAAGUGUGGUGGGGCGCGUGAGGAGCGUGAGGAGCGUGAGGAGCAGCGGUUGCAGUCGCUGGAGUGCAGAACAGCUCACUGCUCCCUGCGUGCACGUGCCACUGCCGCCCCUGUUCCGGUGCUACCUGCCUCUGCCUCCCUUCCACCGUACCCCCUUUCGCCCUCCCCCAUGGAAGAGCAUCAGUGCCACGUGCCACCAGGACUACCAGCAACGGGAGCACCACCACCACCGCUACCACGACCGUCGCCACCAUCGCCGACGCACAUCAUAGACAUUGACAGUAACGACAGCGACCCGCAGUUCUGCACUCCCUAUGCUGCUGACAUCCACGCCUACCUCCGCAUUGCCGAGGUGAGGCGCUGCGCAGCGCGGUGCAGUGCAGUGCAGCGCGCGGCGGCACCAGCUUACGCACCAACUCCGUUCACCCCCCCUCCCGUCCUGUUCCGUCCCCUCUUCUUUGUCCCCUCCCCAUUCCCCCCCAUCCUCCCCCAACCCACCAUCCCCUCGUCCCCCGUGCAGCGGCGGCACCGACCCACAAUGGCGCUGGAGGAGGGGAGGGGGGGCGACAUAAGCGCGGCGAUGCGGGGCAUUCUGAUGGACUGGCUGGUGGAGGUGGCGGAGGAGUACAAGCUCGUGCCCGACACGCUCUUCCUCACCGCCGCCUACAUCGACCGCUUCCUCUCCCACGCCACCGUCACCCGCAACCACCUGCAGCUCCUCGGCAUCGCCUCCAUGCUCAUCGCCUCCAAGUACGAGGAGAUAUACGCGCCGCAGGUGGACGAGUUCUGCUACAUCACGGACAACACAUACCGCCGCCACGAGGUGAUCGACAUGGAGUGGCGCGUCCUGCUACAACUCAACUUCGUCCUCGCCACGCCCACCACCAAGAGCUUUCUCAGCUUCGUUCUCCCUCACUCCUUUCACUUCCACCCCUUCCACCCCCCAUUUUCCCGUGUUCCUCCUCUUCAACCCCAUUUGCCCUCCUCUUCCGUCUCCCUGCCACUCCACCCAUCCGUGCAGGCCCCAUCACUGCAGCUGGAGUUUCUGGGAAACUUCUUGGCGGAGCUGACACUGCUGGACUGCACGUGUGUGGCCUUCCUUCCCUCGCAAGUGGCCGCGGCAGCUGUCUUCCUCGCCAAGCUCACUCUCUUCCCCUCGCUACCACCCUGGGUAUCGCUCCUCACGCCCUACGGCCUCACUCCUCCUCACUCCCUCUCACUCCUCCUCACUCCCUCUCACUCCUCCUCACUCCCUCUCACUCCUCCUCACUCCCUCUCACUCCUCCUCACUCCCUCUCACUCCUCUUCACUUCUCACUCCUCCUCACUCCCACUCACUCAUCCUCUCUCCGCACUCCCUCUCACUCCUCACUCCUCACUCCACUCCUGACCCUGCAUACACACUUGCCCCUCCUUCCACACGCCUAGGCUAG
This is a messenger RNA of Closterium sp. NIES-65, 3357 nucleotides long. The record is from the annotation of a GenBank genome assembly. Lineage: Eukaryota; Viridiplantae; Streptophyta; Zygnematophyceae; Desmidiales; Closteriaceae.